AACAUCAAUCACCCAUUUCCCAAAAAUCCUUCAUCAUAUAACCUCUAAUUCCCCCAAGUUCGGUGGAUAUUUCCUCCAAGAAUCAUGGACGCUCUCCACCGCCAUAAUCUUGAUCUCAAAAACCCUUGUCCCAUUUCAUCAAUUUAUACUAAAACCCCUCAAACACCCACUUCAAUUUUGUCCUAUAAAUACCGAUUUUCUUGUUCCAAUUUCAGUGGUAAGUCGAAAAAAGCCAACCCAGUUGAAUCCAACAAGAAGUUGGUUCAUUCAAUUGCUAAAGGUUUGAUUGGGUUUGCUGCUGCUGUUUCUGUGUGUUUGGAUUCUCCGGCUCUCGCUGAAUCUUUGACAAUCGCAUUCCCAGCUUCUCGGACUCAUGAGGUGAAUGCGGUUCAACGAACUCUUGUAGAGACUUGGGGGUUGAUCAGAGAGACUUUUGUUGAUCCAACUUUUAAUCAUCAGGACUGGGAUUCACAGCUACAGCAAACAAUGGUAGAAAUGCUUCCUCUCAGAACAGCAGAUGCUGCAUACAGCAAGAUCAGAGGAAUGCUUUCUACUCUCGGAGAUCCCUUCACUCGCAUUAUCAGUCCAAAGGAAUACCAAAGUUUUAGAAUUGGAAGUGACGGAAACGUGCAGGGAGUUGGUCUCUUUGUCAAUACUGAACCAAAAAACGGGCAUCUGAUUGUUCUAUCCUGCGUUGAGGGUAGCCCAGCUGAUCGAGCUGGUAUACAUGUAGGAGAUGAAUUAGUUGAAAUAAAUGGAGAGCGUCUUGAUGGUGUUAGCGGAGAGGCAGCUGCGCAGAAGCUCAGAGGUCAUGUUGGUACCAGUGUUACAGUCAAAGUGCACAAUGGCAAAAAAUUGGCGAUUGACUCUAGUUUUCGAGAGGUUAAAUUGCCUCGCGAGUUCAUUAAACUUUCUCCGAUAUCGAGUGCCAUCAUUCCUCAUAGAACUUCAGAUGGGCAUGUGUCCAAGACUGGAUAUGUAAAGUUGUUAGCCUUCUCUCAGACUGCUGCUGCUGAUAUGAAACAUGCGAUUCAUGAAUUGGAAAAUCAGGGUGUCGAGUCGUACAUUUUGGAUCUUCGAAACAAUCCGGGUGGUUUGGUGAAAGCUGGACUAGAUGUUGCCCAAAUAUGGCUAGAUGGGGAUGAGACUCUAGUAAACACAAUAGAUCGAGACGGGAACAUGCUGCCAAUCAACAUGAUUAACGGGCAUGCUCUUACACAUGAUCCGUUAGUUGUGCUUGUUAACGAAGGGAGCGCAAGUGCAAGCGAAAUCUUGGCAGGUGCACUACACGACAACGGCAGGGCAAAGCUGAUCGGGAACAGAACCUUCGGGAAAGGAAAGAUUCAGAGCGUGACCGAACUCAAUGAUGGAUCGGCUCUUUUUAUUACGGUUGCCAAGUACUUAUCGCCAGCACUUCACGACAUAGAUCAAGUUGGCAUAGCACCGGACGUCCAGUGUACGACGGAGAUGCUGAAAGAUUCAGGGGUAAUGAGGAAAAAGAGUGAAGGGUCAUCAUCUUUGGAAGGGGAUUCUUGUAUUUUGGUAGCAGAACAUGAGUUGGAUCAUCAAGGCUCUGCAUCCUAACUUUUGACUAUUAUAGAAAAUCUUGCUGUACAUAUAUAUCCUUGUAUGCAUACAGUUUUUGCAAUCAGAUUAUAUUGAAAC
Messenger RNA from Cynara cardunculus var. scolymus (artichoke), 1665 nucleotides. Its product is annotated as carboxyl-terminal-processing peptidase 3, chloroplastic. Gene Ontology annotation, biological process: proteolysis. Gene Ontology annotation, molecular function: endopeptidase activity; serine-type peptidase activity; protein binding. The record is from RefSeq and is a predicted model, not a curated record. The transcript is spliced from 11 exons. NCBI's taxonomy places the organism in Eukaryota, Viridiplantae, Streptophyta, Magnoliopsida, Asterales, Asteraceae. The coding region runs from base 85 to 1584 and encodes 499 amino acids.